AUGGUCAAUCCACCUCCGCGCGACUGUGGUGUAAUCUUGGAGGUACCGAGGUCGGUCGACUUGGAGUUAGCCCCCAUUCCGGAUCCCGCACCGGCCGCAACUGCCCCCGCUCCGGUCGGUCCCAUCCCGUCAAAGGACUCGGAUCCUUUCUUAGUCACCUUUGCACAACCGCAUGACGCCGAGAAUCCUCUCAACUGGCCCGCGGGUCGAAAGUGGAUGGUCACCGAUGUGCUCUCGGCCACCGGUUUCAAUCGCAUCAUGGUUUCAACAAUCAUGGCGCCCGCUCUGACAAACAUUGCGGCGGAGCUCGACAUGACCUCGACCGAGUCCGCCAUGGCGUUGUCCAUCUACCUCCUUGCCACCGCAUUUGGCCCUCUCGUCAUGGGACCAAUGUCCGAGAUCUACGGCCGUCAGGUUGUGCUCCAUACCUCGAGCGUAUGGUUCUUAAUAUGGAACGUGCUCUGUGGUUUCGCAAACACAAAGGGAACGCUUAUUGCCGCUCGCUUCCUGGCGGGCUUUGGCGCCAGUUCCAUCUACGCACUUGGAGGCGGGGUUCUAGGCGACAUUUGGCGCCCUGAACAGAGAGGCCAGUCUCUGGGGUUCUAUCUUCUCAUACCCCUGUUGGGAGCGGCCGUUGGCCCCAUCAUCGGUGGCUUCAUUGCGGCGCGCACGACGUGGCGAUGGAUGUUCUGGUCCACUUCCAUAUUCCAAGCUGUCAUGAUCUUUGUCUCCUUCUUCAGCUUCCCAGAGUGCUACGGUCCGCUUAUCCUACGCCGGCGGGCUGCUCGUCUCCGCAAGGAAACCGGCGACACGAGAUACUACACGUUCAGCGAGAGAAUCGACGCUGGCAAGUCUACUUUGGCAGUCAUCAGAAACUGCCUGACAAGGCCGCUUCGUCUGCUUCUUUUCCAUCCCAUUAUUCAGGUGUCGGCCGUCCUGUCGGGAUUCAACUAUGGUAUCCUGUAUGUCACGCUGUCGACCUUUGCAGACAUUUGGAAACAGCAAUACGGCCAGUCUGUGGAGAUCAGCGGAUUGCACUACAUCGCCUGCUCUUUUGGAGAGCUUGUUGGCUCCCAAUUUGGUGGACUGAUGAUAGACCGCUUGUAUAAACGUAGUGACCAACCUACACCAGAGUCUCGAGUCAUGCUCGCAUUCUUUGGUAUUGUUCCGGCCUGGCUGGGGACUUUAUUUUACGGCUGGACAGCACAGUAUCGUCUCUACUGGCUAGUCGUCGAUGUCGGAGUUGUUGUCAUGAUGUUUGGCAUGCAGCUAAGUGGAAUGCCUACCUACGUGAUCGACGCGCACGCAGAGCAUACUAGUAGUGCCAUGGCAGCGAUUCAGUUCGUUAAGAGCUUGACCGCUUUCUUGUUCCCCUUGUUUGCCCCGAGUAUGUACCACGCACUCGGAUAUGGCUGGGCCAAUAGCUUGAUGGCACUUGUGGGCGCAACGCUUGCCGUCCCUCUUCCCAUUCUCAUCUGGAAGAAGGGGGCCCAGCUGAGAGCCAGGGCGAUGUCGACGUACUGA
This is a messenger RNA of Colletotrichum fioriniae, 1524 nucleotides long. The record is from RefSeq and is a predicted model, not a curated record. NCBI's taxonomy places the organism in Eukaryota, Fungi, Ascomycota, Sordariomycetes, Glomerellales, Glomerellaceae.